UGCUCCCUUUUUUCUCUUUGUGCUACAGAACAUGGCUCCUGCAGAUCUAUGGUUGGGGGUCCUGCUCAUUCUUGCCUCAGUGCAGGGAACAGCAUCUUCUUACUAUGAUGGGGUUGAAGAACUGGAUAACAACCUUAUUCUGAGCUGCACAAAAGAAGCAAAGCAUCUGGUUGAUACAGCUUAUAAAAACACCCGUUUAAUGCUAAAGGAUCGCUUGAGGAGAAGGACUGUGAGUGCAUCUGACCUUAUGGCAUAUUUCAAGCAGCCAGUGGCUGGGAGCAGAAAUGCCAUCAGAGCCGCAGAUUAUAUGGGCACCACCCUACAGCUCUUAUCCCACAAGCUAAAGCCAUUCCACCACCGACCUUUUAAUAUCACAGAUUUGCUGACAGAGACCCAAAUAGACGCUAUUUAUAAGCUGACUGGCUGUGCCUACCAACAUCUUCCCAGCGCUUGCCAGGAGAGCCCCUAUCGCACCAUUACAGGACAGUGCAAUAACAGGAAGAACCCUAUCCUCGGUGCUUCUAAUACAGGAUUUACACGCCUGCUGCCAGCUGUAUAUGAAGAUGGCUUGUCUGUUCCACGUGGAUGGACAGAAAACUUGCCCAUCAAUGGCUUUCCUCUGCCUUUGGCACGAGCUGUGUCAAACGAGAUUGUUCGAUUCCCCAAUGAGAACCUGACACUGGAUGAAGGGAGGGCUUUAAUCUUCAUGCAAUGGGGCCAAUGGACAGAUCAUGACCUGGACCUUUCUCCUGAGACACCUGCAAGGUCAACAUUCCUAGAGGGCAUUGACUGUGACACCAACUGUGCCAAAGAGCCUCCUUGCUUUCCUCUGAAGAUUCCACCAAAUGACCCUCGAAUUAGUAAUCAGAGUGAUUGUAUACCCCUUUUCCGCUCAUCUCCAGUGUGUACCCCAGGAUCUCCUGUACGGGAGCAAAUUAAUAUACUCACCUCAUUUAUUGAUGGAAGCCAGGUGUAUGGAAGUGACUGGCCACUUGCUGUAAAGCUCCGUAACAAUACAAACCAGUUGGGCUUGAUGGCCAUAAAUCAGAGGUUUACAGAUAAUGGACUUCCUUUCUUGCCCUUUGAAACAGCCGAGGAAGACUUUUGUGUGCUGACAAACAGAUCGUCUGGUAUCCCUUGCUUCCUGGGAGGAGACCCCCGUGUUAGUGAACAACCUGGUCUUACUGCUUUCCACACACUUUUUGUGCGAGCUCAUAACAACAUAGCAGCGCGUUUACGUGAAUUGAACCCAAGAUGGUCUGGGGAAACACUUUAUCAGGAAGCUCGCAAGAUUAUUGGUGGAAUUUUGCAGAAAAUCACAUACAAAGACUGGUUGCCUCUUCUGCUUGGCUCAGAGAUGGCUGCUGUUCUUCCUGCUUAUAGAUCCUAUAAUGAGUCUGUGGAUCCAAGAGUGUCCAAUGUUUUUACCGUUGUCUUCCGGAUGGGACACACUUUAAUACAGCCAUUUAUCUACCGACUAGCUGAUGGCUAUCGUCCCUUGGGACCAGAACCUCAAAUUCCUCUACACAAGACUUUCUUUAACAGCUGGAGGGUGGUGAGAGAAGGUGGGAUUGAUCCCCUGCUCCGUGGCCUUAUGGCAAAUCGAGCCAAACUAAAUCGUCAGAACCAGUUGGUGGUUGAUGAGCUGAGAGAACGUCUUUUCGUACUUUUCAAACGCAUUGGUCUUGACCUCACAGCUAUUAAUAUGCAAAGAGGCCGGGAACAUGGGCUGCCAGGAUACAAUGCAUGGAGACGGUUUUGUGGCCUAUCUGCUCCCAGUAAUGUGAAUGAGUUGGCUGCAGUGCUCAAUAACAGGAAUUUGGCUGAGAAAUUCAUUAAACUAUAUGGAAGCCCAGAAAAUAUCGAUAUUUGGGUUGGAGGUGUUGCAGAGUCUCUGGUGCGCAAUGGACGCAUUGGGAAGUUGCUGACAUGUCUCAUUGGGAACCAGUUCCGCAGGGCUCGAGAUGGAGACCGGUUUUACUAUGAGCAGCCUUCAGUGUUUACCAACGAGCAGAGGGCUUCAAUAGAAAGAGUAACCUUGGCCAGAGUCAUCUGUGAUAACACCAAGAUUACUGAGGUGCCCCGUAACGUAUUUCUGGGGAACCGAUACCCAAGAGAUUUUGUGGCAUGUUCUAGAAUCCCCACACUGGAUUUAAAUCCUUGGAAAGUGGCUUAACCAUAAGAAGGUAAGGUGUGAACAAACUGAUUCAUAAAUGUGCUCCAGAUGAUCUUGAAAUUUGGUUUGGAUGGGAAUUUGAGAAUAGCUAAGGGCAGACACGUGGCCUGUAGAUAGCAUAAACUCUACUUAAAAAAUUAUAAUCCCAGUUUUUCUAUUACUAGUUCAUUUUACUCAAUAUGUAUGCAGGUUUAAAAUAAAGGUUUAUAAGAAACGCACAAUGAAGGAAAUUAUUACGUGUUACAUAUAUUGUUAUACAUAUUUCUAUUUGUUUUCAGGGAACCAGGAAAUAGCUCUGCUGAUGCCUUGAAUCCUUUGGCUGAUACAUUUCCCAUAUUCAGGAAUCUUAAUUAUUACUAAAUCAGCUUUUUGUGUUUUUUUUGAAUUACUGUAACAAAAUGUACUCAUAUGUUGAAGAAAUCAAAUAGAUUCUAUAUAGAGAUAUUGAGCUGCUCACAGCAUACUGUAUGAUCUUCUUGUUUAGCUUGGAAGUAGGUACUCUUCUGUUCCAGACACCCCAAAUAGGGGGAGAAUAAACUUUAUAAUGCUAAAUGGA
Molecule: messenger RNA, 2732 nt
Organism: Xenopus laevis (African clawed frog)
Lineage: Eukaryota; Metazoa; Chordata; Amphibia; Anura; Pipidae
Gene: epx.L
Product: eosinophil peroxidase L homeolog
Exons: 12
Coding region: 32-2176 (714 amino acids)
Biological process (GO): cellular oxidant detoxification; defense response to bacterium; response to oxidative stress
Molecular function (GO): peroxidase activity; heme binding; oxidoreductase activity
Source: RefSeq, a predicted model, not a curated record